GACGGCUCUGCCGGGGCACGGCUAAAGAGCUCUCACGGGGAGGGGGGACUGAUGGGCGCAGCGCCCCCCUACAUCCUCACCCCCUCCCGCACAUGGUUUGCCCCAGCUCCCCCUCGCGUAUAUAGCCCGGCACCAGGCAGUCCACUCUCAAAGCUGCUAGGCAGCUCCUCGUGAGCAGGGAGGAGAAGGGGAGCCUGCCUCAACCCGUUUCCCGCCGGAGGCCUGAGCGUCUGGGGCUGGAUGGGUGGGCUAUGCCUACGGGCUGUCUGAGUGACGCCGAAGAGCUGUCGGAGAUGGACCUGAGAGGGCUGCAGCUGGACUACGCGGUGCUGCCCCGCUCCAAGCGGCGCCCCCGAGGAGAGCCCUGCCCCUCCUUGGACAAUUCCUCCGCUGCGGAGGAAGACGACGACGACGACGACGAAGAGGAGGACGAGGACGAGGAGUGCGGAGCCAGGAAGAGGAGGCGGCGGCGGCCUCCGGGGGCGCCCGUGGCGGUCGAAGGCCACGGGGGCAAAAGGCAGCAGGCGGCGUCCGGGCGCGGCGCGGUGACGGAGUGCAAGCAGACGCAGCGCAACGCGGCCAACGCGCGUGAACGAGCCCGCAUGAGGGUGCUGAGCAAAGCCUUCUCGCGCCUCAAGACCAGCCUGCCGUGGGUGCCGCCCGACACCAAGCUCUCCAAGCUGGACACGCUGCGCCUGGCCUCCAGCUACAUCGCCCACCUCCGACAGCUGCUGCAGGAGGACCGCUACGAAAAGGGCUUUGUGCACCCCGUCAACCUGACUUGGCCGUUUGUGGUUUCAGGAAGACCAGAAUCCACGCCAAAGAGGUUUCUACAACCAACAGACUAUGUGGAACUACAGCUUAGUUGAAGAGAGAGCAAUACUCUUGCUGGAUAAUCCUACAAAACCACCUUGGUUUUUUAAUGGACCGAACAAAACUGGUACAGAUUGUGUAGUAAAAGUUUAACCCACUGCUUUGGUUCAGAUGGAAGGAAAGGCUCACUUAACCAUCCUGAAGAAAAGAAGACAGUUUGCUGGACUUGCGGCUUGAGUAGAUGUGUUUGGAAGGCCUUCAUUUGUGUGGUUAACACUAGUGCGUGAAGAACUUGCUCUGAACCCUUUUUGACUAACUAAAGAGGAUAUACAAAGAUUGAUAAUAAUAGAAUUAACAGCAUGGACCAAAAGUAUAGAUCGUACAAGCUAAUCCCAAACAGUGUUAUUUGUAUGCCAAAAGAAAGUGGUAUUCUAGAAUAGCAUUUAAACUCAAAUUUAUAAUAUAUUCGAUUUUGUGUUCUUGGCAGCUAUGCAAUAGUAAGAUUACUUCUGUGGCCUUAGCCACAUUUUCUUAAAGAUGAAGAUGAAAAGGUAACUUCUGCAGGCUCCUUCAAGACCUGUUCCAUAAAUGCAUUAAAUUAAAUUACUUGAAUGCAAACCGAACACAUGCAUUCUCAUUGAUGCAGGUGGAGCCAUAUUUGUUUAGAUGAUUACUGGGCUCUAAAUGGGUCAUGGAUUGUAACCAUAAGAUCCUAUUGGAAAUAUUCUAUUGAUUGUAGAGUAUGUUCAGGAAAAUUGAAAGAAAUGCAUAAACCAUUAGAAGUUUGUUUACUGGAGAUAAAAGUGGUGUGCCAUAAAAGGUGAGAACUUUUUUUUAACAUAAUGGCUUGAAAGAUCAGAAAGUUAAAAACAUUCAACCCUAUUGGUUUUAUGAAAUGUUCCCUUUUAUUGUGUUCUUUUUUCAUGAAUGGCAUAAUCAGUAUUUCAAUUGUAAGUAAUUUUAUUUUUAUACUCAACAUUAAAAGCUCUG
Messenger RNA from Sphaerodactylus townsendi, 1803 nucleotides. It is a transcript of the gene MSC, whose product is annotated as musculin. Lineage: Eukaryota; Metazoa; Chordata; Lepidosauria; Squamata; Sphaerodactylidae. The record is from RefSeq and is a predicted model, not a curated record. Gene Ontology annotation, molecular function: RNA polymerase II transcription regulatory region sequence-specific DNA binding; DNA-binding transcription factor activity, RNA polymerase II-specific; protein dimerization activity. Gene Ontology annotation, biological process: skeletal muscle tissue development; regulation of transcription by RNA polymerase II.